Camelina sativa (false flax) is the source of this 726-nucleotide messenger RNA. The record is from RefSeq and is a predicted model, not a curated record. NCBI's taxonomy places the organism in Eukaryota, Viridiplantae, Streptophyta, Magnoliopsida, Brassicales, Brassicaceae.
AUGGCGCUCCAACUUAUCCGCUUUACCAUUCUAGCGGCUGCUCAAGGUCUUGUGGAAGUACCUUACAUUCUCACCCAAACCAUCCUCUAUGGUGUCAUCACAUACUUCACCAUUGGUUUUGAAAGAACACUCAGCAAGUUUGUAUUGUAUCUGGUGUUCAUGUUCCUCACCUUCACCUACUUCACCUUUUAUGGCAUGAUGGCGGUUGGUUUCACCCCGAAUCAGCACUUAGCCGCGGUUAUCUCAUCUGCGUUCUACUCUCUCUGGAAUCUCCUCUCUGGUUUCCUCGUCCAAAAACCAUUGAUUCCAGUGUGGUGGAUAUGGUUCUAUUACAUAUGUCCAGUGGCGUGGACACUUCAAGGAGUGAUCCUUUCACAGCUUGGAGACGUGGAGAGCAUCAUAGACGAGCCAACGUUCCAUGGCACGGUGAAGGAGUUCAUUGAACUUUACUUCGGCUACAAGCCAGAUAUGAUCGGUGUAUCUGCAGCUGUUCUCGUCUGUUUUUGCGCUCUCUUCUUCUCUUGCUUUGCACUUUCAAUCAAGUACCUCAAUUUCCAGAGAAGAUAGAAGUCCUCCUAUGUUAUAUCACUUUCAUAUUUUUGGCCUGCCUUUUUCACUGGUGUUCCGUUCUACGAGUAGUAGUUAGGAUUUUUUUAUGUUUACCACAGAGAGACCUAUAGUUAGCUUUUCUUGACAUUGACGAAAAAAACAAACCAAGUGCUCCUA